Melozone crissalis (California towhee) is the source of this 1067-nucleotide messenger RNA. RefSeq names its product melatonin receptor 1A (gene MTNR1A). The transcript has 2 exons. Lineage: Eukaryota; Metazoa; Chordata; Aves; Passeriformes; Passerellidae. The record is from RefSeq and is a predicted model, not a curated record. Gene Ontology annotation, biological process: G protein-coupled receptor signaling pathway. Gene Ontology annotation, molecular function: melatonin receptor activity. Gene Ontology annotation, cellular component: membrane. Bases 6 to 1067 code for a protein of 353 amino acids.
GCAGGAUGAGAGUGAACGAGAGCGAGCUGAACAGCUCCGUCCUCCCGCGGGACCCGCCGGCCGAGGGCGCCCCGCGCCGCCAGCCCUGGGUGACCUCCACUUUGGCCGCCAUCCUCAUCUUCACCAUCGCGGUGGACCUGCUGGGCAACCUCUUGGUCAUCCUGUCCGUGUACCGCAACAAGAAGCUGCGGAACGCGGGAAAUGUGUUUGUUGUAAGCCUGGCAGUUGCAGACUUGAUAGUAGCUAUCUACCCUUAUCCACUGGUCCUCACAUCUGUGUUUCACAACGGAUGGAAACUGGGAUACCUACACUGCCAGAUUAGUGGCUUCUUGAUGGGCCUAAGUGUCAUUGGAUCAAUCUUCAAUAUUACAGGCAUCGCUAUCAAUCGGUACUGCUAUAUCUGCCACAGCCUCAAAUAUGACAAGCUGUACAGCGACAGGAAUUCACUGUGCUAUAUUGUCCUCAUUUGGGUCCUAACAUUUGUCGCUAUCGUGCCCAACCUGUUUGUGGGAUCGCUGCAGUACGACCCCAGGAUUUACUCCUGUACAUUUGCACAGUCUGUGAGCUCAGCAUAUACGAUAGCAGUUGUGUUUUUCCAUUUCCUGCUCCCCAUAGCCGUGGUUACUUUCUGUUACUUGCGAAUAUGGAUCCUCGUUAUCCAGGUAAGGCGAAGGGUUAAACCGGAUAACAACCCGAGGCUGAAACCACAUGACUUCAGAAACUUUGUAACCAUGUUUGUGGUAUUUGUACUGUUUGCAGUCUGCUGGGCUCCCUUGAACUUUAUAGGCAUUGCAGUGGCUGUCAACCCAAAAACUGUAAUCCCUAGGAUUCCAGAGUGGUUGUUUGUGUCUAGUUAUUACAUGGCAUAUUUCAACAGCUGCCUUAAUGCUAUAGUAUAUGGACUCCUGAACCAGAACUUCAGAAGAGAAUACAAGAGAAUUAUUGUCAGUUUUUGUACAGCAAAAGUUUUUUUCCAGGAUAGUUCUAAUGAUGCAGGAGACAGAAUGAGAAGCAAACCUUCUCCACUGAUUACAAACAACAAUCAAGUGAAAGUGGACUCUGUCUGA